GCAUCACUGUCUGUCUGUAGUAGCUUUAAGGGGGGGAUCUGGACACCCUCUCUGAAUAGAAAGGGACUCUCUGCAGACAGGCCGUGCUUUCUACUCCUCUAAAUGUGCUUCUUAUCCAAUGGAAGCAGAGGUGCUGAACCCCCACAGGAUGGCGGACGUCAACGGCAACAAUAAAAUCGCCAACGCGGAGCUGGAGGUGCUGAAGCUCCAGGAGCUGGUCCGAAAAUUGGAGAAGCAAAACGAACAAUUGCGGAGCAGAGCGAGCGCUGGAAACAAUUGCGCCGUGGGCCCUCAUCUCCAGAGCCCGCUGUCCUGUCUGCAUGGGGCCACGGCGUGUCUGGCUGACGCUUUCUCUUCCAAAUAUGACGUUUCGAGUCACCCGUGUUUCUCCACGCCACGGGGACCGCCGGGAGAGCCGUUCGCUUAUUUUCAGCCGAGCUGCGCGUCUCCUGACGCCCCCGUGGAGGACAGUGGCGCCUCCGCCACGGUGCUGGAUGAGGUGGAUGUUUUGGACCUGAACACCGUGCUCCCUGUUGGAGAGCCCGAUAGCUGGCUGUAUGUGAGUCCCAGAGCCAAGCCACCCAGUGAAAGCAUGCUCAGCCCUCUUCAGUGGUGCAGGCAGGUCCUGGACCACCCUGGGCCUGAGGUGGCGCUGGCUAAGAUGACGCUCUGUCACAGACUGGACCAAGCGAAGCGAUGGAGAGGGGGGUCUUCUGUCCGUCCAUACAGCUGCAUAGAGGGACUGUCCACGCUCAGCUUACCCAUCCUGCCUUACACUAAACCUGCUGCACUAACUGAGACCAGAGCUCCGCUUUCGGUAUCUGCCCAGCCUGUUGUCCAGCCAACUCCCCCUCACAGAACCAGCUCCAGCCUCAAUGACAGAACACCCACUUUCCUUUCCAACUCAGCUCUUCACAGUGUUGGUCGCCGCCAUGCUGCCAUCACGCCCCAGUCUUCGCUGGACAGCGACGUAGGGAUGUCGGAGCUGGAGGAAGACUCCAUCUCUAUGAGCUACAAACUGCAGGACAUGACAGACGUGGAGGUCAUGGCACGACUCCAAGAGGAGAGCCUCCGACAGGACUAUGCCUCUACCUCAGCCACAGCUGGCCGUCGCAGCUCCAGUUUCUCCUUGCACUCCCUCAGGCGCUGUGAGAUGGACCUUGAGGAGGAGGAUGAGGAGGAUGAGGGCUACGACCAGCUGCCGCCUCCCCAGCCUCGACUCUUCCGUACAGGCUCUAUGCAGCGGGGCGGCAUGCCCCACUCCCACACCUUCUCCAGCUUCAGAGAUUGCAGGCGCAGCUCGGCCAGCCCUCAGUUUUCACUCAGCGGACUCUCUCAGCUGUCUGGACCCUCCAGCUUGAUCACAGACACACACUCAGCCUACAGGAGCAGCACAGACAAGCUACAGAGAAGCAUGCCCAACUUGAUCCGAGCUCCCAGCAUGCCCAGUGUUCCCAGUAUGCCAUGCCUGACCUCCCCUGCCAACCCACCCUCCAAUGGCCCCUCCUCUCUGCCAUCAAUGCCCUCCCUCCGGAGCAGCCAGAGCUUUGACUCGUCCAGCGGGCUCCUCCGACUCCAGUCGUCCAUCCCUUCCCCAGGCCAACUCAGUCAGCGAGUCCAGAGCGUUGGAAACUUCUCCAGCACUCCACGACAGCAGCUGAAAGCUACAGCCUACGUCAGUCCAACGGUUCAGCAGGGGCCCACCUCCACCUCCCUGUCCACUUCUGCCAGUUUGAGCUCCAUCCCAAGCAGCACAGCACUUCCCCAGCCCCUAAAAGCCAGCGGGAGUAUGCUGCCACAAGCCCUAAAAGCCAACCAGCCGGCUGCCCUGCGCAGCUCCCUUCCUCGCCCAGCGUCCUUAGUGGGAGCGAGUGGACUUCCACGAGCGAGUAAAAUCAUGCAACCUACACGCAGUUUGCUCGCCGCUCCAAAGAGCCUGGCUGCUCUGAGUGCCCUGAGGGACGGCAGCUGGAAGGACGGCUGCUAUUGACCCCUAACGGACUGAGAUGGAGGGAGGCUGAGGGCUGCACAGGGUUACCUACUGCUUAAAAGUGAUGCUGCCACCAGAUCCCACAGAAAGUGACUGUUAACGUGAACACAAAGAUCUGCAAUGUAACAGGGUUAGGGAUCCAGCAGGCUGGAUCUACACGCCCUGCUUAAACACCAUAAAACGACAGGCAAUACUCUGACAAUAAGAUGCUAAAUGUGAACAGAAAAAAAAAAAUCCUCCUCCAUGCUUUGUUCAUUUCUUUUGAGUUGCAGUUGUUGAUAAUAUAACUUUAAUACAUUAAGCCUAAAGCUUACAGAUUUUUUUUCUGUGCUUAUUUUGGUGAGUAUUAUUAAUUUGUCAUUAUAUGCUAUGAUAUAUAUAAACAGAACCUGAAACUGGAGUGAAAUUACUGCCUGUUUAAUUAAAAGUGGUGUUUUUUUUUUUUUCUUGAUAGUUCUGUUUUACAGCUGGACUUUGCAGCACUUUAUAUGAGAAUCAUGAUUCACCUGUAAAAGUAAAUCACCUAAUUUGUUUUUAAUUUAGAUGUAACAUUCUUUUGUAUUCGUGCUCAGAUUUCAUAUUAAAGCGAGUUUUCUUUCAUUUUCUGUUAUUAAGUCUUUAAAGUUGUUUGGUAAACCUAAACACUGCAGUGAUAUUGCACAUGCUUUUUAUGAAUCACAAACAAACAAGAGGGGCUUAAUUUUUAAAAU
Messenger RNA from Cyprinodon variegatus (sheepshead minnow), 2700 nucleotides. RefSeq names its product SLAIN motif family member 1 (gene slain1a). The transcript is spliced from 9 exons. The record is from RefSeq and is a predicted model, not a curated record. Lineage: Eukaryota; Metazoa; Chordata; Actinopteri; Cyprinodontiformes; Cyprinodontidae. Gene Ontology annotation, cellular component: microtubule plus-end. Gene Ontology annotation, biological process: microtubule nucleation; cytoplasmic microtubule organization; positive regulation of microtubule polymerization. The coding region runs from base 119 to 1990 and encodes 623 amino acids.